CGUAGGCAGAAAACUAAAUAAUCGUUCCGUCUAUCCAGCCAGGGUCAUUCCCCGCAUUUCCCUGCCGAGCUUAACGUUCGAAUUCCCCACACUUCUGCGGCCUCACUCUCGGUGGCAUUCCUCUUCUUCAACUUCUUGUUCUUCCCACAUAAUCAUCUCUAUCUAUCAAUGUCUCGCCCUCGUCAUGCACGAUAAGUCCUCUCCAUCAUUCCCCGCGCAAUCCCCGCAGCGGCCACUCCCAAAAGCGCGCGAUGGCUAUUUUCAAUGCGGAUUCUGUAAGAAGCACUACAAUCGGGCAGAUCAUCUAAUUCGACAUGUGCGAUCGCAUACAAGGGAGAAACCAUACGUUUGCCAUGUGUGCAACAAAGGCUUUGCUAGGCCGGACUUGAUGAAGCGACAUGCUGCAGGUCAUGACCACCCCCGAGAUGGAAAGCGAAAACGGCCACCAUCGUAUGCGAAGAGCGGUCGCGUCUCCCAGGCAUGCAAAGCAUGUGCGACGUCCAAGCUCAAGUGCGACGAGGAGAAGCCUUGUCGACGGUGUCGGGAUAAAAAGCUCAUGUGUGAUUGGCAUGAUGGAGGGUUUGAUGAUAUGACGCCGGAUUCACCCGUGCCAGCCUAUGACGAUCCGGAUGGCCAGGACCAGUAUCCCGAUCCACCCCAGGCGCAGACCGCGUUCACCCCGUCGAUACCUCCUUUGGAAGACUUUCCACCUUCUGUCGACAAUCCUCCAUUUGCGACCCCUGACUUCCCUGUGAAUAGUUACCUACCUGAACCGCCCGGUUCGGUCCCUGAAGAUCCUAUGUCGACAGGCUACGAUGCAAUAUCUCCCACCCUUGACCAGGAAAGUGGCGUCUUUAGUGUCGAUGGAACCUUUUUCCCCGAGUUCAUUCCCGACGCUCUCAUACCAUCAUUGUCCCGUCCCAACGACGUGGAUCCAUUCAAUCCACUCAACCAUACGCAAGACAUACACAACCUUUUCGAUAGCCACAUGCAAUUCGAUUUCGAUCUCACCGAUGUUGAUUUUGGACUGAUCGACUACUUCAACACCCAGGGAACCGCACACUUUGCUCCACAGCCCCCUGAUAUGCCCAACGACCGGUCCGAUGUGGAUAGCGGGAUUGCUCUUGGCGCCGAGGCUUACAAGCGGUCGUCGCUAUCUGCCUGGAAGCCUGCACAGGAUGACCACGCCUUUGCCGAUCAGGAUGAUCUGUCAGUCCCAGUGGCUAUCGACAGCCCAGAGUCGAGUGUCAGGCUGGAGCGUCAGAUCCUGCCAGAGAGGCUGGCCUCCGGCAGCCGCGAUCUCAUUUUCGGGAUGGUCUUGCAGACGAGCGAAAAGUCCACAUCGCCUCGCAUAAUGAAGUCGUUUCCGAGUACCGAAUUGUUGGACGGUCUCAUGCAGGACUACUUUGCCUACCAAAGCCACCAACUCGAUUCGUUCAUUCAUGGCCCAACUUUUCACCCGAAUGAACAGAGCCCGGACAUGCUGACCGCUAUCGCUGCAGCUGGUGCCGUGCGGUCGGCCAUCCCGACCAUCCGGAAGCUGGGCUACGCGCUGAUGGAAGUCGCACGGCUACAUAUGUCGGUCAAGUAUGAGUCGGACAACCGCGUCACCCGCGAUCUACGGCCUUCGCAAACAUUCGCCGUGAUCAUCGACAUAGGCCUUUGGAGCGGUAAUGGUCGGAGGACGGAAAUUGCGGAAAGCUUCCAACAACCACUGGUGACGAUGCUACGGCGAGGGCUCCGUUUCCGACGGAGCGUCUACUCGAGUAUCGUUCCAAGCCUCGAUGAUAAUGCCGAAGUGCUGGAUCAAAAAUGGCGUGCUUGGGCGGAGCAGGAGUCAUUCAAGAGACUCGUUCAUCAUCUAUUCCUACAUGACGCCCAAUGCGCCAUGAUGCUGAACAUCAACCCACUCAUUUCUUACGCGGAAUUGGAACUUCCACUUCCAUCCACCCGAUCGCUCUGGGAUGCCAAGUCAGCAACCUCAUGGAGGGAUAGCUACCUCGCACUCGGACUGCUGGGAACGGAGCGACAUCCAUCCCUGGUCGACGCAAUGCGAGACAUGUCCCGAUUACAGGGCGCGAUAGAUACGCAGCUGGCGGGCUCAGUCCUCCUACACGGCUUUUCUUCCAUGAUUAACGAGUAUCAUCGCUUUAACUUUAUUUCAAAAGGCAGUUCCAAGCAUUGGAAUGCAUUGGUGACCAACUCACGACAUCAGGAACUGUCACAAGCCCUGCAACACUUUCGCAUGGUUUGCUACGAGUGGCCUGACCUGCCCCGUCCGGAGGUAUUCUUGAUAUACGAGAUGAUCUCGAUGUUCUUAUACAUGUCUCUGGAGGACUUGCAACUCUUUGCCGGAAAGGAGGACAAAAGGGAGGCCCGCAGAGUCUACAACAGUGCGCUUGAAUGGAUCAAUAGCAUUGACUCUCGGCGAGCAGUGUGGCAUGCCGGCCAGGUCAUCCGAGCUGCCAAAGCCAUGCCCGCGGGGUCGCUGACGGGCUUUUUGGCAGUUGGGGUAUACUACGCCAGCUUGGCUUUUUGGUCUUACAGCGUGGUGUUCAAAGCGAAGAACAAUAAAAUGGCAGCAGAGAGUCGUCCCUUGGGUCCCCCGCCGGUCCGCGGCCCAAUAGUCUACCUCGAUGGAGACGAGACGACCGACGUGCAAAAGUUCAUUUCACUUGGAUGUGGAAGCCCAGCACUACAGGGCCGACAGGGGCCAGCAUUUAUUUCCAAUCCAGGACAGACAAUGGACCUUGCACAGGAGCUUCUGCGGGCGGAUGCCUCCCAAGAUGCGCUCCCUCCUUUGGUUCAGGGAUUGCGCCAGCUGAUGGGGGGUCUUGGGAAUGCCGCUAGAUCAAGCCCUUAGGGAUUAGCUUGUAUAUUUAGAUACCAUGUAAUGUUAUCUUGGCCUAGGCCGUCCACC
Aspergillus ibericus CBS 121593 is the source of this 2920-nucleotide messenger RNA. Its product is annotated as putative C6 and C2H2 transcription factor RegA-like. Bases 185 to 2863 code for a protein of 892 amino acids. Gene Ontology annotation, molecular function: DNA-binding transcription factor activity, RNA polymerase II-specific; zinc ion binding; DNA binding. Gene Ontology annotation, biological process: regulation of DNA-templated transcription; DNA-templated transcription. The transcript has 8 exons. The record is from RefSeq and is a predicted model, not a curated record. Lineage: Eukaryota; Fungi; Ascomycota; Eurotiomycetes; Eurotiales; Aspergillaceae.